This is a messenger RNA of Zygotorulaspora mrakii, 888 nucleotides long. RefSeq names its product mitochondrial 54S ribosomal protein uL24m MRPL40 (gene MRPL40). Bases 1 to 888 code for a protein of 295 amino acids. NCBI's taxonomy places the organism in Eukaryota, Fungi, Ascomycota, Saccharomycetes, Saccharomycetales, Saccharomycetaceae. The transcript has a single exon. The record is from RefSeq and is a predicted model, not a curated record.
AUGUCAAGUCGUUAUGGGCAUUUGUCAAAAGCCGGUGAACGUGUAUUGAGAAGUUUGAACAAUACUCAUAAAAAUUUGGCAGCGAGACAGGAAAAAUAUGCAAAAAUAUCUGUUCCUGACUUUAUAAAACCAGCACUUCCAGAAGUUAAGGAUCAUGAGAGAUUUAAAACGUGCAGGGAAUGGAUGUUUGUGCCUGGCGAUCGAGUAGUCAUUAUGAAGGGUAAAUAUAAGGGGAAUAUUUGCGUCGUCAAGCAACAAGAUGUAGCGACCAAUGGGUUUAUAUUGGAUGAUAAUGGACCGAUGAAAAAUACGCCAGUGCCCAAGCAAUUUUGGCUCGAGGGACAAAAAUCCCAUAUGAUUUCAGUUCCACAAGCUGUUAGUCAAAAGGAUUUGAGACUUGUUGCAGAUAUUGAUGAUCCAUUGAACGCUGGACAAACAAGGACUGUUGCUGUAAAAAACAUUGAGUUUAAGGGCACGUAUUAUGACGAAAACUAUAAGAAAAUGAUGCCUUACAGGACAGUCAUUGGUCAAAGCGAUUUGGUUAUACCAUGGCCAAAACCCGCACCACAGGAAGAUGGAGAACUAGCUACUGAGCCUUCAAUAGCUAAAGAACAAACUUUUUGGGUCGAUAGUAUAGUGAAGAAUCCGAUUCCAAAAGAUGCAUUUAUGACUAUUCGUAACCCACAUUCUAAAUUCAGGAGGGGUAAGCUCACAGCUCGUGAUAUAUCUAAAUUGGUAGCACCAAAAAUGCCUAUGACUGAUGUCAAGAAGGCUUACAUAAAGGAGAAGCAGCAAUUAGCAUCAAGGCCAAAAGCAAAAUUAACUGAUGAUGAAAAGGAAUUGAUUGGUGAGAAAAUCUAUCAACAUUUGAAGGAGCAGGGUUUGUAA